This is a messenger RNA of Knipowitschia caucasica, 750 nucleotides long. The record is from the annotation of a GenBank genome assembly. Lineage: Eukaryota; Metazoa; Chordata; Actinopteri; Gobiiformes; Gobiidae.
AUGGUGUUCAUCUUCAGGGUGAUGGUGUUUGUGGUGGCGGCUCAGAGAGUGUGGGGAGACGAGAGCAAAGACUUUGUGUGCAAUACGGAGCAGCCCGGGUGCGAGAAUGUGUGCUACGACCACAUCUUCCCCAUCUCCCACAUCCGCCUGUGGGCUCUGCAACUCAUCUUUGUCACCUGCCCCUCGCUCCUGGUGGUGGGACAUGUCAAGUACCGGGAGAAGAAGGACUUGCAGUAUGCAGCGUCUCACAAAGGAGGACAUCUGUACGCAAACCCCGGCAAGAAACGGGGAGGACUCUGGUGGACCUAUCUGGUGAGCUUGGUGUUCAAAGCGAGCUUCGAUGCAGGCUUCCUCUACAUCCUCUACCACAUCUAUGAAGGCUACGACAUGCCGCGCCUGUCCAAGUGCUCCCUGGAGCCUUGUCCCAACACUGUGGACUGCUUCAUAUCUCGUCCCACUGAGAAGAAGAUUUUCACUAUCUUUAUGGUUGUGUCCUCGGCCCUGUGCAUCUUGAUGUGCCUUUGUGAGAUGUCAUACCUGAUCUUCAAACGCAUCGUCAAACUGAUUAAGAGGAAGACCGAGGCAGAGAGAAGGCCUUUUGCUGAGACACACGAGAUGAAGCCAUUGGCCUCUCCAAAGUCCGAGUUUAAGUCCAAAACAUCAAUCCGAGUGGAUCUUACAGCGUCCAUUCACAACCUAGAUAAAACUGAGGACGAGACGACAAAACUGAAAGACUUACAAAAAGACUAA